Molecule: messenger RNA, 555 nt
Organism: Stylophora pistillata
Lineage: Eukaryota; Metazoa; Cnidaria; Anthozoa; Scleractinia; Pocilloporidae
Biological process (GO): necroptotic signaling pathway; protein phosphorylation
Molecular function (GO): ATP binding; protein kinase activity
Source: RefSeq, a predicted model, not a curated record
AUGACGGAUAAUCCAGAUAAUUCUUUAGAAGUGGGAGCGUGGGGACGGGUAGUUCGAGGGAAAUUUCGCCGUACUAAAGUUGCGGUUAAAGAAAUUCACCAGGUACUUCUGAGUGACGAGAACAGUUAUAUCAGGGAGUCUUUUGAGGUAGAAGUUGGAAUCGCUUCAAGAUGUCGCCACCCCUGUUUACUUCAGUUUAUUGGAGCAUCAAUUGAUGCAGAGGGUCUUCUAUUAAUCACAGAGCUUAUGGACCGUAGUCUACGAUCGCUUUACGAAGAGCAGCCACUUCUCAAGAGAGAAGUCUGCAUUAUUUCGUUAGAUGUUGUACAAGCUCUUAACUACCUACACAAGAGUUUGCCCCAUCCCAUUAUUCACCGCGACAUCAGCAGUGCGAAUGUGCUGUUGUGGCGACAAAAUGACCAAUGGAGAGCCAAGGUAUCAGAUUAUGGGAAUGCUAACUAUGUUCGUCAGAGUCGAAAAGACGGUCCUGGAUCUGCGGUUUACAGCGCACCGGAGGCCACGGAUGAUUCAACUAAACAAAAUAUUAGCUGUAAG